AUGAAGUGGACCGCUACCGCCCUUGGCCUUGCUGCCACCGUCGCCGCUGUUCCCCAGGGCGCUGCCUCCGGCCUCAAGCCCGAUGGCGCUGCUCCCCAGGGCUGCACUGGCAACUAUAACGGCAAGUUUGAAGUCAGCAUCUUCAAGCUCGGCGCCAGCAAGCGCUCCAUCGAGAAGCGUGACUGCUCCGGUGACAACUCGCUCGUCCUCGACCUCAAGGAUGGUGUCCUAACCGACAGCAAGGGACGCAUUGGCUCCAUCGUCGCCAACUACCAGUUCCAGUUUGAUGGCCCUCCCGCCCAGGCUGGUGCCAUCUACACUGCCGGCUUCUCCACCUGCCAGAACGGCUCCCUGGCUAUCGGCCCCUCUACCGUCUUCUACCAGUGCCGCUCCGGUGACUUCUACAACCUCUACGACCGCCACUGGGCUGAGCAGUGCGAGGCCAUCGAGAUUGUCGCCAUGCCGUGCAGCGCUCAGAAGAGCAACGGUGGCAGUCCCAUGCAGUCGCCCGUCGCCACCAGUAUGGCUGUCACCACCGUCGUCGCUGCCCUUUCCGAUGGUCAGCCCCAGGUCGUGACCACCACCGUUCCCGUCCCCAUGUGCCAGAUUGGUGAUGGUCAGGUCCAGGCGCACAGCACCCCUUGCAACCAGGCCCCCGGCGCCCCCGUCUCCCAGAUCUCCGACGGCCAGAUUCAGGCCCCCAGCAACCUGCCUCCCGUUUCCCAGAUCUCUGAUGGUCAGAUUCAGGCUCCCGCGUCCACUGGCGCUCCCGUUUCUCAGAUCUCGGACGGCCAGGUCCAGGCUCCCUCUGCCACCAGCGGUGCUCCUGUCACCCAGAUCUCGGACGGACAGAUCCAGGCUCCCUCUGCUACCGGCGGUGCUCCCAUCUCCGACGGCCAGGUUCAGGCUCCCACCGCCACCUCCACUGUCCCCGUCGCUGCCGGUGCUAAGGUCAUUCCUGGCCUUGCCGCUGCUGGUCUUGCUGCUGCUCUCUUCCUGUAA
Molecule: messenger RNA, 1002 nt
Organism: Cordyceps fumosorosea ARSEF 2679
Lineage: Eukaryota; Fungi; Ascomycota; Sordariomycetes; Hypocreales; Cordycipitaceae
Product: covalently-linked cell wall protein
Exons: 3
Coding region: 1-1002 (333 amino acids)
Biological process (GO): fungal-type cell wall organization
Cellular component (GO): fungal-type cell wall
Molecular function (GO): structural constituent of cell wall
Source: RefSeq, a predicted model, not a curated record